Phalaenopsis equestris is the source of this 2357-nucleotide messenger RNA. Its product is annotated as protein OPAQUE1-like. The record is from RefSeq and is a predicted model, not a curated record. Gene Ontology annotation, biological process: vesicle transport along actin filament; actin filament organization. NCBI's taxonomy places the organism in Eukaryota, Viridiplantae, Streptophyta, Magnoliopsida, Asparagales, Orchidaceae. Gene Ontology annotation, cellular component: myosin complex; vesicle; actin cytoskeleton. Bases 156 to 2357 code for a protein of 733 amino acids. The transcript is spliced from 15 exons. Gene Ontology annotation, molecular function: nucleic acid binding; microfilament motor activity; zinc ion binding.
UAGCAGGUCCAGUGAAACAUUUCUGUUUUUUACUUUUCCAACAGGAAGGCGGGAAAUAGCACGGUUUGUCUUCUUUCUAGGGUUUCCGCCUCUCCUCUGUUUAGUUAUCGAUUUUGGUUAGUACCCCGACGAACUCAUCGGCGGUCCUCCGCAAGAUGAGCUUCGGCAGGGGUGCCAAGGUGUGGGUGGAGGACAAGGAAUCGGCAUGGGUGGAGGCCGAGGUUGUUGAGGUCAGGGAUAAGUCAUUCGUAGUCACGACGACACCUCGGGGGAAGAAGGUUUCAGUUUCCCAGGAGAAAUUGUUGCCAAGGGAUCCGGAUGCGGACCAUGGAGGUGUGGAUGACAUGACAAAGCUCACCUAUCUCAACGAGCCUGGAGUUCUUUAUAAUUUGGCUAGGAGAUACGCCCUCAAUGAGAUAUACACAUAUACAGGAAGCAUAUUGAUAGCUGUAAAUCCAUUCAAGAUGCUUCCUCAUUUAUACAAUGAACAUAUGAUGGAGCAAUACAAAGGUAUUCGGUUUGGAGAAUUGAGCCCACAUGUUUUUGCUGUAGCUGAUGCGUCAUACAGAGCGAUGAUGUGUGAAGGUAGAAGUCAGUCCAUUUUGGUUAGUGGAGAAAGUGGUGCUGGGAAGACUGAGACAACAAAGCUGAUCAUGCAAUAUUUAACAUUUGUUGGUGGUCGAGCAGCUUUUGAUGACCGUUCAGUGGAGCAACAAGUGCUUGAGUCAAAUCCACUUUUGGAAGCAUUUGGCAAUGCAAGGACUAUUCGAAAUGAUAACUCAAGUCGUUUUGGAAAAUUUGUAGAAAUCCAGUUUAACGCAAAUGGUAGGAUAUCUGGUGCUGCAAUUAGAACUUAUCUUUUGGAGAGAUCUCGUGUUGUUCAAAUUAGUGACCGGGAAAGAAACUACCACUGUUUUUAUCAGCUUUGUGCGUCAGGAAAGGUUGCAGAGAAGUACAAAGUUAGUCAUCCCAGCAGCUUUCACUACUUGAAUCAAAGUAAGACAUAUGAGUUAGAUGGAAUCAGCAGUGCACACGAGUAUUUAAAAACAAGAAGGGCGAUGGAUAUAGUUGGCAUAAGUCCUGAUGAUCAGGAAGCAGUAUUUCGUACCCUAGCUGGGAUUCUUCAUCUUGGAAAUAUUGAGUUUUUUCCUGGAAAUGAGCACGAUUCUUCAACAAUGAAAGACACAGUUUCAAAAUUUCACCUUGAGAUGGCAGCUCAGUUAUUCAUGUGUGAUCCUGAUCUUCUACAUGCAACACUAUGUACCCGCUCAAUCCAAACUCAUGAUGGAAUUAUUGUUAAAGCACUCGACUGUUCUGCUGCUGCAGCUGGCCGAGAUGCUCUAGCAAAAACUUUAUACGCCCAGAUAUUUGACUGGCUUGUUGAAAAUGUUAACAAAUCGGUUGGGCAAGAUCUGGAUUCAAUGAUGCAGAUUGGAGUCUUGGACAUAUAUGGUUUUGAAUGCUUUAAAAACAACAGUUUUGAGCAGUUUUGCAUUAACUUUGCUAAUGAAAAACUCCAACAACAUUUCAAUGAGCAAAAGUUGUAUGGGUUGAAGGUGCAAGAAGGUUCUGAUCUGGCGCAGCACGUGAAUGGCUUUAAUCAAAUAAUCACUGAUUUAUCAUGGCUUGAUCGGAAGCAGAAUGCAAGGGAAAGCUCUCACGGCGAUAGUUUAUAUAUUAAGGGUAAGCAGGAUCAUGGAAGGAAAAAAGAAAAAGAGGGUUCUGGAAGGCAAAAUUCUAGAUCAAAGUCCAAAGGCAAGAGGGAAAUUAAUUGCUACAAGUGCAAGGAGCCAGGUCAUAUCAAGAGAGAUUGUCCAAAGCUCAAGAAGCAAACUAGGAAGAAAGGUGAUACGUCAUUGAAAUAUGUAAAUGUGGCACAGAAUGACAGUUCAGAUUGCAGUGAUGGUGAUAUGCUUUCAGUUUUAUCAAAUCAGUUCACAGAUGCAUGGAUUCUUAAUUUAGGGUGUUCUUAUCAUAUAACACCUAACAGGGCGUGGUUUACUUCAUACAGACAUAUUUCAGAUCUUAAGAAGAACUUGAUUUCCUUGGGAACUCUACAUAGAAAUGGUUUUAUUCCUAAGGCAUAUGAGGAUAGGGAAACCAUCAGAAUUGUUAAGGGUGCGUUGAUGGUGAUGAAAGGAAAGCUAACUACAAGAAAUAUCUACAAACUGUUGGGGAAUAUAAUUGUAGGUGAAGUUCAUUCUGUGGAGUCAAAUGAUAACAGUACAAAGCUAUGGCAUACGCGUUUGGGUCAUCUCAGUGAACGUGGGAUGGCAGAAUUGCAUAGAAGUAACCUGUUGCAUGGUGUUAAAGGCUACAAGCUCGAUCUUUAUAAGUUCUGUAUUCUUGGAAAGUAG